CCUUUCAUCAGCAACUCCAACUUCGAGGAUGGAUCACAUCUCGGCUCAUGCAAUGAACAUUCCUAUAGCUAUGGAGGGAAAUGCGUUGUUUUGAAGAAACCUCGACGAACUUUACUUGACUCUUCUUUUUUUUAACAGAACUCCCUGUAAUCAGUUGAACAUGUUCAAAGCAGUAUUUGGGAGGAAUAGGAAAGAAGAGAAGAGGAGCAGGAGGGAUCCAGUGGGAGUCACUGAUUACCACAGCCACAGCAUCCAACGAAGGGGUGCUGGUGCUUGGGUGACCCACUACCAGGAACCUAGCCAUGCCCACCACCCCCACCCCUCAAGGGGCAGGCCGAGGGGGAAGCUGGCUAAGGGGGAGUCCAUCUCCCUGCCUUCCUCGCCCCUGGUCCAUCGCCAGUCCUACAUAAUGCCCUCACAUAUGGGCAUCAAGUCCCCAGGUCCGUACAGGAAGCUGGAGUAUGUGGAGAGUCCUUCUUUUCCUGGAGAUGCGUUCGUCUUCGCUCUGAACAAUAGCAAGACUUCCCAGAGAGAGCUGCACGCGGAGCUCCAGCCCAGCUCCUCCUCCUUCUCAACCCAGGAACUGAUGACCAGGCUGGGCUUCUUACUGGGAGAAGGGACCCCAGCCUCGCCUAGCACCCCCAUGGAGGACCGGAGGGAAAAGAAGUGUAAUAUCUCUGGCCAGGCGGUGAGCCCAUGCUCCACAUUGACCUGCAGCACUACGUCUCCAUGCUCAGACAGCCCCUGCUCCACCCUGGGUAGUAGCAGCACCGGGGGGCCACCCUCCUGUCUUCCCAAUCCCAGCCCCAGCCCAGGUGGGACCCUCCUCAGCCCCAGUCCCUGCCGGAGCCCCAGCUCCACACUUGAGAGCCAGGAUAGCGGAAUCAUAGCUACCAUCACCAGCUCUCCUGAGAAUGAGGAUCGCGGUGGUUCCACUCUGGACCUGAGCAAAGACGGCAGCUGGAGGGGCGCUGGGCGUGGCGGGCACCAAGGCGACUCCUGCCCUCCUGUCGCCAAGGACGACCUGCCAGGACCCAGCGAGGCCCCGCCCAGGUCUGAAAUCACCAUCCUAGAGGCACCCAGAACUCCGCCCCCAGCCAAGAGGCCCUUCCCACAGCGCCACACGCACAGCACUUCUUCCCUGGUGAUGCCACGCCCUAACUCUGUGGCAGCCACUAGUUCCACUAAGCUGGAGGAUCUGAGCUCCCUGGAUGAUCAACGGAGUGCUGCUCCCCAGCGAAGCUCCAUCAAACAGCCCUGGAACAGCACAGGGGGAAGGGACGCCAAAGCGCGCUUCGCUCCCUUCAAAUCAGGCGACAUCGUGCUGAAGCCGUUGUUGUUUGAGGUUCCUGCCGACGCCAUGGAUGCACCGUUCCAAGGCCGUGAUUGGCUGUUCCAUCGGCUAGAGGAGGUCCUAAGGGAGAGUGACACCUGCGAGGGCCGUGGGGCCGUUAUCGUGGGCGAUGUGGGCUUCGGCAAGACGGCCGUCGUCUCGCGGCUGGUGGCUCUCAGUUGCCAUGGAGGUCACAUGCAACAGGUCCCCACCCAGAGCCCCUGCACCUCCCCCAAAAGUGGGGAUAGGGGGACAGACGGAGCCUCCAAACAGCCGCCCCAGCCCAGCAUCCCCACCACAGACCCCCAGCCCAGCGAAACAACCUGCCCCGGGACACCAGAGGCACACCGAGACGAUGCUGUCAAACGCCUGGCCAGCAAGGUGGUGUCCUACCACUUCUGCCAGGCUGACAACACCUACACCUGCCUGGUCCCAGAGUUUGUGCACAGUGUCGCCGCCCUGCUGUCCAGAGCGCCACAGCUCAGCGGCUACAGGGAGCUGCUGCUAAAGGAACCUCAUAUACAGAGCAUGCUCAGUCUGCGCUCCUGUGUCCAGGACCCCAUCGCUGCCUUCCGCAGGGGAGUCCUGGAGCCCCUCGUCAACCUGCGGAAGGAAAGGAAGAUCCCGGAAGAAGACUUCAUCCUCCUGGUUGAUGGUUUGAACGAGGCAGAGUUCCACAAGCCGGACUACGGAGACACCGUCGCUUCCUUCAUCACCAAGAUCGUCUCCAAGUUCCCCUCCUGGCUCAAACUGUUGGUCACUGUCAGGACCUGUCUGCUGGAGAUCACCACCCUCCUACCCUUCUCCAGAAUCUCACUGGACGACUUCCCAGAGAGCAGCGAGAUCGGCGGGGACCUUAGCGACUACAUCCAACACCGGGUCAUCGUCAGCCCCGAGAUUGCCGCCAACGUCACCACGCCCAACGGCACCGUCCCCGACCCCCUCCUCCUCAGCAAGUUCAACACCCACCUGGCCUCUCGCAGCCAGGGCUCCUUCCUCUACCUAAAACUGACCCUGGACCUGUUCCAGAGGGCCCACCUGGUUCUCAAGGGAGGCAACUACAUGGUAGUGCCCGUCUCUCUGGCUGAGGUGUACCUGCUGCAGUGCCAUGCGGGGUUCGAAGGGGACCAAACCUUCGAGCGGGUGCUGCCCGUACUCAACGUGGUGCUGGCCUCGUUACACCCGCUGACGGACGAGCAGCUGUUCCGGGCGCUGAACGCUGGGGGCGUGAGAGGAGAGAUGUCCUGGGAGGACUUCCAACAACGCCUGGAGACCCUGGCCUGCGUCCUGGUGAGGCGCAGGGACGGCACCCGCAUGCUCUUCCACCCCUCCUUUAGAGAGUGGCUCGUGUGGAGGGCGGACGGAGAGAGCACCCACUUCCUCUGUGACCCCAGGAGUGGCCAUGCUCUGUUGGCCUUCAUGUUCUCCAGACAGGAGAGCAAGCUGAACCGGCAGCAGACCAUGGAGCUGGGACAUCAUAUCCUGAAAGCACACAUCUUCAAGGGUCAGAGUAAGAGGACAGGUGUGUCCUCCAGUGUUCUGCAGGCUCUGUGGGUGAGCUGGAGCACUGACAGCCUCUCUGCCGCCCUGGCCUCCCUCAGGAAUCUCUACACACCCAACGUCAAGGUGAGUCGUCUGCUGAUGCUGGGCGGGGCGAGUGUGAGCGGGCGUUCAGAGGUGCUUGGUCGUUCCCCUGUGCUGGGUGUGCACGCCCACCUGGGUCACCUUGAAAUGGUGUCCCUGCUGCUGGAGCUGGGAGCGCCCGUAGACGGAGCCUCGGACAGCAGCAUGACCCCCCUCUGUCUAGCCGCCGCAGCAGGACACACAGGACUGGCCAGCCUGCUCUGUAAGAAGGGAGCCAAGGUGGGCCAUGUUGAUAAGAGUGGUCAGUGUGCCCUGGUCCAUGCUGGGCUGAGGGGCCACCCAGACAUCAUCCACUACCUGCUGAACCAGGACUGGGGCCCCACAGAGGCCCCGGAGGGCCAACAGCAGCAUGGUGUGAAGAGCAGUGCGAAGGGCCAGGCCUUACAACAGGCCCUGACGGCCGCCUGUAGCAUGGGACACACUCACGUUGCGAAGAGCUUACUGGAGCUGAAAGAGGACGAUUUGGCUGUGCAGAUAGACGCUCCCGACACGCUUUGGGGAGAGACGGCUCUGAGUGCGGCUGCAGGCAGGGGCAGGACAGAGACGUGUGUUUUCCUGCUGGAAAGGGGUGCGGGGGCAGAGCAGCCCAACCGGAGGGGGGUGGUCCCACUCUUCAGCUGCAUCAGACAUGGACACCCCCAGGUAGCAGAGCUGUUUCUGCAGCGCGGUGUGGACAUUAACACCAUCGAUAAGCAGGGCCGCAGUUUGCUGAUGGUGGCAGCCAGCGAGGGCCACCUCAGCACUGCGGACUUCCUGCUGACAAAGGGUGCGUCUUUAGCCUCCGUGGAUAAGGAGGGCCAGACAGCUCUGAGCUGGGCGUGUCUGAAGGGUCAGAAGGGCGUGGUGCAGCACCUGGUGGAGAUGGGGGCAGAGAUAGACCACCCUGACAGGAACGGGCGUACCCCUCUCGACCUGGCAGCUUUCAACGGUGAUGCAGAGAUGGUUCAGUACCUGGUGGAGAAGGGUGCAGUGGUGGAGCAUGUGGACCACAGUGGGGUGAGGCCUCUGGAGAGGGCUGUGGGCUGUAGGAACACUGCUGUAGUGGUGACCCUACUGAAGAAAGGGGCCAAGCUGGGCUACAGAACAUCCCCUUAUGAUCGAUCAGGUCAUGCUACGUGGGCGAUGGCCACAUCGAAACCAGACGUCCUCCUCAUCCUCCUACAGAAACUCAUGGAGGAGGGCAACCUGCUGUAUAAGGUGGGUUAACAACAAAAGGAAAACCUGAUCUCUCUCGCUGUGUGUGUGUGUGCGCGCCUGCGUGUCACUGUCUGUCAUGAAAGUGUGUCCAGUUCGAAAAUCUGCUAGCCCCCUUCUCCAAAUCAAUGUCCGUAUUUUCUGUCUCUCCCUCCUCUCCCUCUC
This is a messenger RNA of Oncorhynchus keta (chum salmon), 4336 nucleotides long. RefSeq names its product protein TANC1-like. Gene Ontology annotation, molecular function: protein binding. The transcript has 25 exons. Lineage: Eukaryota; Metazoa; Chordata; Actinopteri; Salmoniformes; Salmonidae. The coding region runs from base 161 to 4183 and encodes 1340 amino acids. The record is from RefSeq and is a predicted model, not a curated record.